UGACGUUUUGUGACUUUCUUACAAAUACAUUUUUACCUUUAUUUCUUGAAAGUUUUCUACUUAUCAAACACUUAAAGAAAUCAAUCUAAAAGUAAAACACGUGGCGCAUUGUAGAUUUCUAUGAUAACUCACAUUCUCACAAGUAUUUUAUCAACGCGCAUGAUCCAUUAAUUGUUUAGGCACACAAACCGCAAUAAUUGUAUCACGGAGAUAAUAAUUGAUAAAAGAAGACUCUUCUUUCCUGCUUAAUAUUGAAGUACUGUUUAAAAGACUGCGAUAAAUGCGACGUUUUUUGGUAAUUGAAGGAAAAUGGUAGACACAACAAGUGAUUCAAAACCGUAUCAACGAAAUUAUUGCAUUAAUAAAACACAAAAUAUGAGUCGUGCAGUGAAGAGAUAAGGUUUAUUAUUGCACAGCAAACUGUUCACCGGGUGCAUAACACAAUUGUCGCAGUGGUAGAAAAAUAGAUAAAGCAGUUAAUUCAAUUAAAGUGAUGUGUAAGGCUUCGAAGAGUAUGAUGGCAGUUCGCUGGCGACGUCCGAGGAGCUGAGUUGGGAAAAUGGCACAAGGUAAUUCUCUGAGUGAGAAACAUAUCGGUAGGCGCCGAGUGGUUCCGGUCAUCUAUUUACAAGGUUCCCAUUACGAAGUCGGAUACGAUGUGGGCCGUAAUUUUGCCUCCGUUAUACAAAGUUUUCUUAAAACAUAUCAAGGGUUGAAGGACUUUGAAAGGGAAUACAACACAGCCGCGGGGCGCGCCGCUUACGACAGCACACUGGUCAACAUGAAACAAAGGUAUCCCUACUACGUGAAGGAGAUACAAGGGGUGGCUGAUGGUGCAAAGGUUCCUUUCUACCAGUUGUUCUUACUGCACAUGGAUGAUAUUAUCGGUACAAUCAACGAUAAAAACUCAAACCGUGUUGACAGCGGCGGCUGCAGUGACAUCGCCUUUAAAUCACCGGAAAACGUGGUGCUCGGUCACACGGAAGACGCGCCGAUGGAAACAGUAAAUCAUUUCUACAUCAUGUCAGCGCAUGUCAUACCCACACCGGAAGAUAGAGAACUCGGUGCUGUCGAAGAGAGAUUUGCAUCGCUUUGCUACGCCGGCCAGCUCCCAGGCUACACGAUGGGCUUUAACGAACAUGGCCUCGUCUUUACUAUCAACACACUCAGUCCCCUCGUUCUAAAACCUGGCAAUACACCGCGCAUGUUCAUUACACGAGCUUUAUUGACGGCGAGGACUCCGGCUGAUGCUGAAAAAAUCCUCCUGGACGAGGGUCUGGGCAUCGGCAAUGGUUUCUCCACCAAUGUCAUAUGGACAUUUGAGAAUGGAGAGCGAGAUCUGAUGAACAUCGAGGUGGCGCCCGAUCUUGGCGCCAACAAAUCUAUUCUAAACAUCCAUAAGUAUACAAAUGAAACACUGAUGCAUUGCAACGCAUACCUACGUGAGAAAGUGCAGGAAGUGACGGGUGACAUAAUAGAUAGCAGCGUCACCAGGAUGAAGGCGAUCCACAGCCACGCACCGCCGCGCUCCCGCCGCGACAUCGAGAGUGUUCUCUCCGACACCACCUAUAAAGACUAUCCUGUCUUCCAGACCAGACUCGACGCCCCAAUACAGACUAUCGCCGCCGGUAUAUUUGAUAUGUCAGCCAGAACAUGGAGUAUUUACAUUGACAAGCCUGACAGCUCAGAGCCCGUUGCCAUCCUACCAAUCAGAUUUUCACAGUUAAAUAAAAAUCAUUAGAACCAUUUAUAUAUCAAUAAAAUUAUAAAUUACACAUUUACGGAGUGUCUACUUACAAAUGUUAUCUGUGUGGUGUUAUGUGUAGAGUUUUACUCAAAUUAUUCAAUUCAGUAGAGAAUUAGAGAGAGCAUUUAAUAAAGUAGAUUAUUUAAUUCAGUAGAAGAAAUAAUUUUCAUAUAAUAUUGCUUACAUAAAACCAAAAUAAAUGUUCCAUUACCAAAAAUCCAUAAAAAGCAUAAUGUUAUAUUCUUUAUUUCACAGACAAUAUAAUAUUUCACAUUACUCCAUAUAACUAAAUUUGUUUUUGUGUUUUUGUCAUUGAUAAAAUGCCAUCCAGCAUUUAAUAUGCAUUGUAUACAAAUUGUGUUUUAAAUAUUUCUGUGAUUGUAAUUUUUAUCAAUAAAGUUUACUCCUUC
Molecule: messenger RNA, 2157 nt
Organism: Papilio polytes (common Mormon)
Lineage: Eukaryota; Metazoa; Arthropoda; Insecta; Lepidoptera; Papilionidae
Gene: tan
Exons: 11
Coding region: 560-1741 (393 amino acids)
Source: RefSeq, a predicted model, not a curated record